AUGUUACGCAAUGAGUCCAUGAGCGAUGGGUCGACAGCGUGCCAAGCGGAGCACGCCGCAAUCACUACACUAGCAUUGCGAGGUCUAAGCAGGACGUACACAGUGGAGACGAUUUUACAAAUCCUGGAUUCAGCGACGGCAUUCCGGAAGACCUUUGACUUCCUUUACUUGCCGAAGCGAGGAGGGCAGCCACAUGCUGGACUGGCCAUCGUGAACUUCGUAGACGAAGAUUCUUGCAGGCAAUGCUUGGAGAGGCUAUUGAAGAUGCGCGAAGAAGGGCUGCUCAAAGGAAUCAAGAGCAUCGGGCAGUCCUACAUCCAAGGUUUCUCGCGGAAUUUAGCAUACUACGCGGUCCUUGCCACAGAUCGUCGUGCUACAGAUUCCCCAAUGAUUUUCGAGCGCGGCGAAUUGGUCGCAGAUCUCUUGCCAGUGAUGCAGCGAUGUGUGACUCCCCAAUUGCUGCAGUGGGCGAGACAGCAGGCAGAGGCACUCUAUGACACAAAGGCAGAUGGAGAUCUCCUACAGCUAAUGCAGCUGGGAGGUCGUGCGUGCAGCCCACAUGAGCUGGCGGGAGGGACUCGGACGCCGGACGCCGCUGUGCCGGCCCGGCGCGAGCGCCCGGCGCGAGCGGUCCCAAUCCCCCAACCGGACGGCCAACGGCUGGGCCCCAGAGGGCAGAGGACCGAGGUGCCACGCUCCCGGACGACGAAGCUCGAGGAGCUCGAGGAGCGAGGAAAGGCCUCGGUGGGGAGGCGCAAGCCUCGCACCAGUGCGUGCGAGCGGAGACGGCACGGCGCCGCUGGGGCGCGGCCCUCGGUCGAGCAGAACCCGCACUACGUGGCGCCCAACGAGUCCGCGCGCGCAGAGCGCGACGCCGAAGGUAAUGUGACACUGUAUGCCUGGGCGAGGAUGUUGCCCACGCCUCUCACCUGUGAAGGUGAGUCGUGCGUCUUGCAAAGGUCGCAUCGGGAGGCCCCGCCCUCGCUCUGGCCGACCGAAGUGGUUUUGCCCUUGCGGAGCCAGAUGCAGGUGCUCUCGGCCUGGUACGGCCACCCGUCGGACCCCGGGCGAAGGCUGGACGUCUCGGAGCGCGUCAAGGCGUUGCUGGAGGGGCACGAGCACCUGGGCUCCGGGCUGGGCAACCUGCUGCGGGAGUCUCUGCAUCGCGAUAGAAAACUUUGCCUUCCUGCGAGCACUCAGUUCUGGGGGCAGGACCCUGCGCCCUUCGUUUGGAAGAAGCUGGAAGUGAAGCUCCGCCCACCAGUGCGGUGA
This is a messenger RNA of Durusdinium trenchii, 1272 nucleotides long. The record is from the annotation of a GenBank genome assembly. Lineage: Eukaryota; Dinophyceae; Suessiales; Symbiodiniaceae.